AUGCUUCAUACCCAUGAGAAAUACAUUUUCGGUAGAAGUCCAAAGGAAUCAGAAAGCAUCUGGCUCAGAGACGUCACGCAAGAGUUAGAGACGUCAACUCGAGUCCAGCGUUAUUACCAUGGUUUCGAUAUCUCGUCCGCUCAAUUCCCCACAGAUUCGAGCCACAUCCAAUUCUCCGUUCACGAUAUCACCAAGCCUUUUCCGAAAGAACACUGGAACCGGUAUGAUCUGGUCCAUGUGCGACUAUUAGUGGCUGCUAUCGACGAAUCCGACUACCAGGCCGCCAUAGCCAACGUGCAUUCUAUUCUGAAGCCAGGAGGAUAUCUUGAAUGGGAAGAAAUCGACGAAGAAACUUACAUAUCAAACAACAACCCCGUCAUCUGGGAGAUCCGAAGAUGUUUCGAUUCGUCGCUCACAGCCGAGGGCAAAUGCUUCCGAGCAUCUGCCAAGGUUGGCGAUGAAUGCAUCGCAGCUGGUUUCCAGGACGUGGUCAGGCUAGCCUAUAGCUCUGACGACAAUAGUAGCCUCCGUGUUGACACGGAACAAAGACUUGCAGCCAUUAUUGAAACCCUUUAUGCAAGUCUGCUAUUGCGAUCUGGACAGGUUGCCGAUGAAGUGGCGGCGUCGACACGGGCUCGGGAGUUGAUUGACGAGCAUCGUCGACUCUGUGAGAAAGGAAAUUCCCCACCGUUGAGAUUGAUGAGAGUUGUUGGCCGGAAGCCAUUGCGUGGUUCACGUCUCUAA
This is a messenger RNA of Penicillium brasilianum, 744 nucleotides long. The record is from the annotation of a GenBank genome assembly. Lineage: Eukaryota; Fungi; Ascomycota; Eurotiomycetes; Eurotiales; Aspergillaceae.